GAAUUGUGAUCUUCACUGGUUUCCAUGGAUUACAUGAAAUCUGUCCACCUUUAUUCAUCUUUGUCAUGGUAGGGAGAACACGUCAAUGGUCAUCUUGGGGGUCUAAAUGACCUCACUCCCAGUGUCAAAGUGCCUAGGAUAGCCCAAGGGUUAAGUGGGAAAGCAUGCAGAAUCAACGACUGCCAAAUGCUUUUGUGUCCCACUGUAUGUGUGGCAUCAAUGUAUCAUAGGUUGGGACCUGAUCCUAAAUGAAAUAGUCAAACGAAUAGUUUCUGUAAAAGCUUUUCAUGUUGUAACUCAUGGAUUUAUGUAUGUAAAAAAGCACAAAUUUCAAUUUACAAGUACAUUUUUCUCUGGAUUACGUUGCACAGUAAAAACAUAAUCUUUAUUUGCACAUUUAUCGUCUCAUUUCUCAAAAGGUUUCAGUCCAGUGGAGAAGAACAUUAAAGUUUUAUUUUACUUUCUGCAUUUAACAUCAGAGAAUCAUGAGAUUUGCAUAUAUGAUACACAGGGAUGCAGUAAAACAAACUGAAGUACCCACCUUAAAACAAAAUGUCGUCUUGUGUUUUUUCAGCACUUAAAAAGGAAAAAUAAAUUCAUGGUAAGAUGCUAAAUAAACAGAAUACAUGCAGACUUUAAGCUAAAUAUGUUUUGCCAAAAGAUUAGUUAAAGUUUAAAAAAAAAAUUAACGAUAUUAAAUUUUUCCAAGAAAGAAAAAUGUAUCAAUGUAGCAUUUAGGAUGAAACAGUUAAAAAACCCAAAACAUGCCUUUUAUCAAAAUGGCAGUAUGCAGAAAAGCCUCAUAGACAGAGACACACACACACACCUCCCUGUCUGUGAAUGCAGUCACACGGCUUGAUAUCAUAGGAGCAGAGGUGGAGGGGGGGGGGAGUUUUGGGUCUGCGAUUUUGUCUACAGUGCCGUAACAUUUUUAACCAGUUACUUCCACACCACUUCUUUCAUUACGCCGUUCUGUGAAGUGGAACGUAAAGCUGCUGGAGUUGAGAGGUCAGGGGCUCCUGCUGCCUAGAAACAUACAGUCUAAUAUUAGAACAUUUCCUUGAUUUGUUAGCAGCAUCUCUGCUGACUGCUGAGCACAUGGCAACAGGCCGGCCAAUAGGAUUUCAGGAGACUGCUAAGCCCCUUGCUCUGUAUAGCAACAGCGGCAUCCUUGCCUUAUUUAUUUAUAUAUGACUUUUUUCCCACCGACUCAUUCCUAUGACCGUGUCCCCCCCCCCUUAUCCAUCCAGUGAGCUCUCAAACUGUGCAAAAGAGUUGCAGUGUUGAGAGCAGGGCUCCUCUUCUACUCCUGCUGCUCUCUUAAGUGCAUUAGCUCUUGAAUAUAAAUAGCCUUCAUAGCUUUUUUUCCUAUAGUGAAUUGCAAUUUUCCACAUUUGUGUUGAUUUUUUCUUAUCGCAUCUCACAAUUUAUUGAAGUUUUUUUUAGUGCUUCUCCAUACAAAUGUGAAUUAAGAGAACCAUGAUUUGGAGAGAGGAGUGAUUCCCGGAAGGAUUUUUACAUGCAGUUGUGAGGAAGAGAAGGAAAACCAACAGGAAUGACAGCGUGGGAAAAAGUGACAUACGGAGGAGACGGAUAACAACCAAGAAGAGGAGAUCUGUAGAAGAUGGAGGACAUGGAGGAGAGCCUAUCAGGGAUAGGAGGAGUGGGAGGCGGUGGGAGGUGGAGGGGCAUGGAAUGGCGUGAGGACCGAGGCCGGUGGUUGGUUUGAUCUGAGCCACGUGUGUGUCCAGCGACGUCUCUUCGUCGCUUCAUGGAUGUCGAUGAGACGCAGGCUUCCGAUGCCGCCCCGUCCUUUUCCGUCUUGGUCCAGGUUUCCUAAGAAGAGGUGAUCUAUGUGUCUUUGAGGAAGAAAAUGUGCAGCUGAGAAUCAGCGUUCCCCAGUUGAACAUCAGACAUUGAAGCGAAAAAGAAUCAGGCCAUUUGAUUCUUGCACUGUGGUUUUCUCCAAGCAGCUCCUUGGCAUGAAUUCCUUCAAGCCUAUUUCCUUUAGAGGUUCUUUUUAAAUGACUGUGAAGCAGAAAAGUACUUAAUUAAAAAAAACUGCUCAGGAAUAAAGGGGAGUGCAAACCUGGGAUGCUCUAUGAUGUGUUUUAAACAAGCGUUCAGCCUGGAGAACAGGCUCUACAUCACCAACACUGGUCAGCCAUGAUCUCCGCAUUUCCAUCCUCUCAAUCCUCAACCAUGAGUUUAACUGUAAGCUGAUAAUAUGUGAUCUCACUGUGACACCAACAGUCGGAUUCACCCUGUUAUAAAACCAAGCUAGACUGUUCUGUCAGUGUUGUGAAAAUGGCCGCCAAGAGUUUCCACCUCUGGACCGAGGACGAGCUGAAGCCAAACGAUGUCCUGACAUCCUCUCUAGCAUCUCUCCGGCUAACAGAUGAGGCUGUGGUCACGAGCGAGAACACAGUCCACAUGGUGGAUAAUCCCAAGCCCGAUCCUACAUUUCCUGAGAUGACAUCAUCACUGCUUCACCAAUCACGGCAGCAGUCAGACAUAAGCAUAGCUACUAAGCCUGAGCCUCUACCAGCAGAUCAAGAGUCCUUGGAGAAGGAGAAAGGCCACAGCAGCAGUGAGGUGCAGUCUUGCACACCGAGAGUUUUCCUUCAGGACCUCUCCUCACACACUGAUGGAGAUGAUAAAGCAUUUCUUGCCCUAAAAAUCAGCAGCAAGGAAAAAGUUUGGUCAGAGAGUGAUACAACCAAACCAAUGGCAGCCUAUGAGAGCAAUGCAGACAACCUCCAGCUAUCUGAAGCAGAGUGGUACUGGGGAAACAUCUCAAGAGAGGAAGUAAAUAACUUGAUGAGAAACACUCCCGAUGGGACUUUUCUGGUUCGAGACUCCUCCAGUGGAAUUAAAGGAGAAUACACUCUGACCUUACGGAAGGAUGGCUAUAACAGGUUGAUAAAAAUCUUCCAUUAUGGGGAAAAGUGUGGCUUUUCUGAGCCACUUGUCUUCCCCUCUGUGGUGGAUCUGAUCCAGCAUUAUCAGAAGAAAUCGCUAGCACAGUACAACUCUAAACUGGAUACACGGUUACUCUACCCAGUAUCCAGAUUUCAGGAGCAGCACCUUGUAAUGGAAGUUGACAUAGAUGCAGCCGGUGAACAGUUGAGAAUAUAUCAGGAUCAAUACAAAGAGACGAGCAAAGAGUAUGAUCAGUUGUUCAAAGAGCUGAACCAAACCUCCCAGGAACUUCAAAGUAAGAGGACAGCCAUUGAGGCUUUUACUGAAAUAAUCAGGAUUUUCGAAGAGGAAUGUGAAACUCAAGAACGCUACAGCAAGGAAUACAUUGACAUGUUCCUUGCAUUAGAUAGCAGCUCAAAUACAGAAAAGAUUCAAAGCAACCCUGAAGAGUUGCAGUCAAGGGUGGAGGAGAUUCACAGCAGCAAGAAGAAGUUGGAAGAAGAGUUGAAGAAGAAAGCUCUGGCUCACAUGGAAGUUGACAGGAAAAUGAAUGGCUUGAAGCCUGACCUUGUGCAACUCAGGAAAAUCAGGGAUCAAUACCUACUGUGGCUCACCCAGCAAGGUACUAGUCAGAGCCAGAUUAACGAGUGGUUGGGUAUAAAGAGAGAAGAAGAAGAUCUCUACACCCUGGAGGAUGAUACUCACCAGGAGAGGAGCUGGUAUGUGGGUGGCAUGAGACGAAAAGAGGCGGAGGAGCUGCUGAGAGGGAGGAGAGAUGGAACUUUCUUAAUCAGAGAGAGUCAGACUCAGAGGGGCUCCUUCGCCUGCUCUGUUGUUGUGGACGGAGAGGUGAAACACUGUGUCAUCUACAGGACGGCUACAGGGUAUGGCUUUGCAGAGCCCUACAACUUGUACUCAUCGCUCAGGGAGCUUGUUCUCCACUACAGACACACAUCCUUGAUCCAACACAACCAGCAGCUGAAUGUAACCCUUGCCUGGCCUGCUCUUAGUCAGCCAUUCAGUGAAGAAACAUGAGCACACAGUCCUGGUGACGCUUUUAAAACUUUACACUAUAGCACUGAGGACACAGUUACCACACGAAGAACCGCUUAGUGUUUCAGUGCUAAAAUUACAGUAUCAGUUCCCAUUUGGCUAUGCUUUCACAGCAAUUAAAAACAGCUAAAAAAAAUAAUCAUGGAAUAUUUGUAUAUUUGGCUUUAAGCACUAGCUUCUUAACCAGACCAGGUGAACAGAAAAUUGGAUGAAGGAUUUUUUUCGGUUUCCGUUGGAACAGCUCUAACCAAUACAAAUAAAUGGGAUGACUGUUCUAAUGUUAUAUACAGAGUUUAAAAUCUUUACAAAUGAUGAAGAGCUGCACGUUUUACUUUGCUGAACACAAAGAAAAUGGAUAAAUAAUUUUCCGUUUCUGAAUUCUGUUAUCAGUUUAGCCCUUUUACACAAUACAUUUUACUAAAGGGUGGUAAAAUAUGAAUAGUCUGUCUGUUUAAAACACACUGCGUGUUGGAACAUAAAUUACAGCAUUUUUUCACAACAAAAAUAGUCAAAAUAGUUUUUGUCUGGAUGGGUUUUUUUUAAACGUACAAUUUCAGACACUCAAUAUUGCAGCAGAAGAUAUGUCUAUAUGUUUUUACAAAAACCAACUAAAUAAAACUACUCUAUAAUUAGCCAGACAAACAUAGGAAACCUCUUAGUAGUGUAAAAUCCUACAAUUUAACCCAACAUCUGCAUCUUGUACAUGACUGAAAUUUGCUCAAGGGACGCUGCAAAAGUUAUGAUAGAAUCUUCUCAUUAAAAUAUAUUUUUAAACAAGACAUUUUCUUUAUUGAGGGGAUGGGGUGUAAAGUUGUAAAGUUACAGCCAGCAUGUUCUUAGUUUGGAGAACCAGAGAUGAUGUCAGAUGGUCCAGCAAAGCUCUGAGAAGACAUCAAUUUGCAACAUGCAGUUUAAAAGCCGUCAUGCGUGUACAUUUACACCGGUUUCGACAGUUUGUUACCGUGAUUGAAGAAAAUCAAUAAUUAAAGUGACAAACUGAAAUCUAUUUGUCCAAGGUACAGUGCCCCACUUAAAACAAAAAAGUAGAAGUUAAACGUUUUUUACAGUUUUCAAAAAUGUAUCAAAAUCCUGUAUAUUUGAUACAAGAAAUCCAUUAAAUAUAGGCUGUAGCUAUUUUAAAGGUAAUUAUGGAGAAAUUAAGCUCAGGUCGGGACUCUGCACUACCCUGAACAUUUUGCAUUGCUGUUAGUGGAAGUGAGGAGUCACUUAAGCACUUUAUCCAAAAUUAAAGAUGAACACAAAAGGAGCAGUUGUUGCUUCAGGCUUCAUUUAUGAAUCCUGUCCGUGGUGGACAAAUACCUCACUUUAUAAUGUUCAAAUGGUUGAAAAAAAGAAAGAAAUCUUUACUAAACUUUUAUUGCUCUUACUUAUUUUUGAUGUUUGAUAAAGAUCGAUGUUUAAAACAUGGCAGGUAUUGUGAGCAGUUGUCAUUCAUAGGAAGCAUUUACAUUCGGCAUCUCAAGCUACUCAUCCAACCUUCAGAUCGGACUGUUCGACAGUUCUUUAAUUUAGAUAAAUAUUUAAUUUUUAGGAUUAUAAAUACAUUUUUCAAGUCUGUUUUCAAAUGUUUGUUUUGAUUUUGAGAACGCUACUAAAAUGAUCCAUUUCUUAUGUGCAACACAUUUAAAAGAGAAAAAACAUCAAGAACCCAGAAGCUGAUCAAAAGUGAAAAUGAAUUCUGGUCCCAUAAACACUAGAAAAUCACACAAAAACAAUAUAAUACCCACAUGUAAAACAGUGGUCUAGAUAAUUAGCUUUAGGGUGUAAUUAUUUAGGCUAUAUACUGCGUCUUCUGUAGCCAGCACUGCAGGAUUCUUGACAAAUCUAUGGAUCCAGGAGAAUCCUGCUUGUCUCCAACUCUGCACAAAUUGUAUAAUGGUGCCUUUGAUGUCUUAGUCCAGCUAUCAUAUUACUCUUUGACGCAAAAACAUCAUAACGAACUACGUAGAUUGUGUAACGUUAAAUUAAAACAAUAAAAACAAAUUAAUAAAAAGGUUUAAACUUUUACAUAAAAUCUGCACUAGAUGCUAAAAUUGAUCCACUUUACACUUGAGGUAAGACCCUUUUUUCAGGGUGUUUGUUGCCAAAAUGAAGGUUAUUUGGGUAGCUUGAAUUAAACGUAGUUCAGUUUUAACCAUAAGCCACGUCACAACAGCACAGUCCAUGUCCGUCAGGUUAUUCAUAUCAACCCAAAUGAAGAUUUAGAAAAAAGUUAUAAGACUCACAUUUACCGGUGCAAAUUAUUUUUUAAGGAUAAAGAUUAAGCAUAGGCUGAAGCAAACACAAAAGGUAAAUCAAAGCCAGCAUUUAAGCAGCACGAACCUAAAGCUGAACACAGAAUAAGAAUUGCUCAUUUUAUUUUGACAAAAGCUAGUUAUAUUAUACAUGUCUGAAUUCAUGAAAACUGAGACUGCUUAGCUACUGAAACAUAAAAAAACAUAAUACCACAUCCUCAUUUUCUUGUACUUUGUUUUUUUCCAAUUUAAGAAUCGUGAUAAUCCAGUGGUGCUGAGUCUAGUGGUAAUUCAGAGACUUAAACAUUGACCAAACAGCUUUAAAAAAAUCUCACUACCUCGCUGGGAGGUAUAUUCAAUAGAUAAUAGAACACUGUGUCUAUAUGAGAAAACAUCUUACAUACACAUUUGAAACUUUUUCAAACCUUCAGUUCAAAUUGUUUACAUUUCAGACAGUCCCAGCGAGUUUUGGUGCUGGGUUGUUGCCAGGUUUGUGAUCCAGGGACUUUUGAUUGUGCAGUCUGUGGUUAGGGAUAAAUGGUGCUCGAGGAUUACAGUAAAUUACUUCAACAGCAUUUCUUAAAGAAAAAUAUAGCACUUCAAAAAACACAACAAUUGAAAUGUUGUUUUGUCUGUUAACUAAGAUUCAGUUAGCUAAUCUAUAAAAAAAUUGGUUGAUAGGUUAUUUAACCUUUCAAUGGGUCACAUUUAAUGCACUUUUCUCUACUUGGUUGAAAGUGUGCUUGGUUGUGAUUGCAUACAUUUGAUGUUGUCUCCUUUUUGUCCGACUGUUAUUUGACAUGUUUUCUUUUCUUCUGGAGUAGAUUGUUUCAGAUUUCAGGCUUGGAGCUAUGAAAAGGUCUAGAAGUCUGAUAAGUUGUUAUUGUGAAACAAUUUCUCUAGUUUUAUGGAAUUCUGCUCGGCUGGAUACUGUUUGUUAACCAGAUCUGGUACUAAUGCAGCACCACAAGCUGUUUAAGAUUUCUUUCUUGAAACAGUUGGCCGUUCUCUUUCAUAUUCUCAUCGCCUCACAGUAUGAGUCUAACUGUGAUGUCUAUAUCAACUAAGCAAAUGUGACAUAUUUGGUGUGCCUGUAACCACAUUAAUCUGCCACAUUGUGUUGCACAGGAGCAAACUAUGAGUACUGCAUUGCACAGGCUGUGGACAGAUUGCCACAACCACCACAAAGCAGUGCACUAUGUGUCGUCUCACCUGGAAGUGGUUUGUUUCUCGUCAACCAGGUUAUCUAUUUUUGUAUAAUUGGAACACCAAAUAUGUUGUGUGCUGAAUUAAGUCUAGAACUUGUGUGUUUACUUUACAAUGCAAAAUUAAAUAUAAAUCAUUACCUUUAUCUGCUUCUCCAGCAGGAAUAAAAAAAAAAGGUCAACGGGUUAUAUGUGCACAUAAACAUGCAAAGACCAUUGCUCUGUUGGGUUUAGAUUUGAAGCAUAGCAUUUGCACAAAAGUAUCUCAUGUGAGUAGAGGUACUAUGACUUUUAUCUUGUACAUUUACUCACUGAAGCAGCUGGACAAGGUUGUAAAUAAAGACAAAUUGCUAAUGAGAUUAAUAUGUUGUAGCAUUGAUUUAAAAAAUGUUUCAGUGCAUUGACAUUGUAAUUACAUAUGCACAGUUUGGUCUUUUUUGUACACAGUAGCAAGGUUUACAUGCACAACAAUAUUGAUACUAUUAUUAAUAGAUCCUGCACAAAUUGUGUUUAGGAUCUUUUAGUCACAUUUGCACAUAACCAUAUGACCCACCCAUUGGUAGACAGUUAAGUCUCACUUUGUCUUACUUUGGGUGUUCUUUUUAUCUGCAGCUAAGCUUUUUUUUUUUUUUUGCACAGUUUUGUCCGUCAGGUUUUUUUUUUUUUUUGGCAUGACACAUAAAAAUAAACCCAAGUGAAGCUGAUGUCUAAAAUUUACAAGUACAUCUAGAACACUCCACAUAAUUUCAUGAAAUUGCGGUUCUCUCAAACACUUCAUGGCCAAAUACACGUUUAGAUGUUGGAGAGUAUUGUUUACAAAAUGAUCAAAAUAUUGUUGUGUAUGUAGACAUACCCAUUUACUGUUAUGUAUAUUUUGUAUUGUGCUGCAAACAGAUAUGCUGAAAGACACUAAAAGCACAUUUCUCAGUAAGUACUGUUCUGUGUGUUUGAUGGUGAAAGGGAAGUAGCUAGUCUGUUUUUUUUUCCGUUCAUUCAAAAGUUUCUUCAUAAAUUAUGCUCUACUAAUUGUUCUUCAAUGACGAUGAUACAACCAGCCUAAAUUUUGUCUUUCAUAUAUUUUUGCCUUUUAGCAUACUUUAAUUACUGAAGCACUCCUUUAAAUAAAAUGUGUAAAAGAAUUUAACAAAAUAGGUGUUCUUUAAGUCUUUGUUUGAAUUCUGUGCUAAAUAACAUGGAUUGGUGAUAUGGAAAAACAAAUGACAGAAAUAAACUGUGAGGACAGUUUCUUUUAGUUUGCUGUUUGGAUAAUCGAGUUUAUCAAUGACGUUACUUAAAAGGUUUUGUAUUAUGGGAUGUAGCAGGUACUGAAUUAGAAAAAUACUGUACGUGUAAAAACAGUUAAACAUGUUCGUUAGUGGUGUAAGUGGUAGUGGUUUCAACUGUAGUUUAACAAGUUUGAUUUCUUGCGACAGAUUUUUUUUGUUUUGUUUCUUUGGUAUCGUUGAACCUUUUCUUUAGGAAUAACAUGGUUCUGCAAAAUAAAAAUACAUGUCUAAUGAGGGUUCUAGGAACAGACUGAUCUUUAAGAUAAUAGCGAAAGGAAGAAUUGUGAAGAUAAAUUGGAGGAGGGGUUGAAGAAAGACGGUAAACUGGAACAGUUGUGGCAAUGAUAUGUAGCACGCCUUUGAUUUGUGGGUUCUUUUGGGUAGAUCUGUACUUACAGCUAUGGUUCUACAUCUAGAAGAAGGUUGCAGAAUGUUUAGUGAAGGAUCUGGUCACGUGACAUUAAGGUUUGUUGGUAGGAUUGAUGUGUUUAGUUAAAAUGCUAGGUUUAGACAAAACUUGAUUGGCAUAGCUGGGACAACCAGUUUCAAAAGUAAGUCAUUGUAAAGAUGAGAGGUCCUGACUCCUGUGGUGCUAUUUCCGUGGCUGGUGCAGCACAAAUGUGAGAAGCAUCAAGUUUUGGGGGGUGUGGCAAAAAUUAUGCCGCCAGGCACAAAUUUUCUAGAGUUAAAAAAUCUGGAUCUUUGCGAGGUGUCAACUAAUCUAGAACUGUGCUUUUGUGGUACUGUGUGCAAUCCAAAACAAACGGAUGAGCUCAAUAUUGCUGUUUUGUAGUUGCACAUAGGCCAAUGAUGGACAGCAAGUUGUCAAACAUAUUUUAACCGUCGGUCCCCGUCAUGCAAACCUGUGUUUGGUGUUAGCCAAGUAUUAAAAGCAGUUGAAAAGACCUGUAAUCUAGAAUAGUUUAUUAAUUUUGGCACUAAAUUUCUUCCAUGCUGUAAAAUAAAAUUUAGCAAUAAUGCCUUUUUACUUUACAAAGAAAGUCAUUGUUGAUUUUUAAUUGACAUUAAGGUGCAAACAUGAUCCAAACUCUUCGAGUGUAAUCAUCAAAUUUAAAAAAAAUAUCUUUUGAAAGGAUGUUUCAGUAACUUUGCAUUUUUUCCUCCUUAAUGUGGGUCUCUGGAAUUGUCUUUCAGUUGUUUAAAAGAAUUUAGCCGUACUUAGUUAAAAGCCUGUUGUCGUAAGAAAACUAUUACUGUUAAUGUUUUAUUUACUGUAUUGAUUAUGCAAAAAAACACUGAGCUUGUUGAAUCAAAACUGUCUUGUUUCCUUUUGGAUGUCAAAUCUUUGAAAGGUGUUUCUUCUGUUUUCCUUUCUUUCAUUAUGUAAAACUAACUUUACUCAUUUCAGGACAUUGUUGUUCAAAGUAUGCACUUUCAAAUCCCAAAUAAAAUUGAGAAUGCGGUCAAA
Oryzias latipes (Japanese medaka) is the source of this 10150-nucleotide messenger RNA. Its product is annotated as phosphatidylinositol 3-kinase regulatory subunit gamma. Lineage: Eukaryota; Metazoa; Chordata; Actinopteri; Beloniformes; Adrianichthyidae. The record is from RefSeq and is a predicted model, not a curated record. Gene Ontology annotation, cellular component: phosphatidylinositol 3-kinase complex. Gene Ontology annotation, molecular function: 1-phosphatidylinositol-3-kinase regulator activity. Gene Ontology annotation, biological process: phosphatidylinositol phosphate biosynthetic process; insulin receptor signaling pathway.